AAUUUAAAUGUACACACUGGUACACACCUCCACAGAGGUGAGGUUAUGUAGAUCAUGUACGUGUUUACAAAAAUGAUGGAUGUGUCAAUCAAAUAUAAUUAAUCAUUUAAUGUAUACUUGUUGUCCGUUUUAUGUGUGAACAAAGAACUCGAAUAGGAUGAAAUUUAAUGAUAAAGAUCUUACUGAGGCUUGUUUUGGCCCAGCAACCCUUGAGGGUCGAUUAAAUCAUAAACGUGCUCAUAAAUCAGCAUUUAAAGAAAGAUGGUUCAAAUUAAAAUGCAAUUUACUGUUUUUCUUCAAUAUAAACGACCUGGGUCAAAUUGAUAGGCGACAACCAGCGGGCGUGAUAAUUCUAGAAAAUUGUAGUAUUAAUUUAGAUACUUCUAGUGAAAGUGCCUUUGCCUUUUGCAUAUCGUUUCGAGAUGAGCACGACAAGAGGCACAUAUUGAGCGGACCAUCGGAGGAAAAAGUCGAGGAAUGGAUAAAUUCGUUGCGACAAGCUAGUUAUGAAUUUUGGCGAUCGAAAUUAAUUACCCUCCAAGAAAGACUGCUUAAAAAAACAGGAAAAGAUCCACUUCUUAUGUAUCCCAGAAAUCAAGGAGUAGUGAGAGAUGAGGCUUGGAAUAAUAAAGCAAGUUUUCGCUCUCACGUUCGUUCCUUCACCUCGUCGGUUGCUACGUCCUCGACAAUUAAUACAUUAACGAGAGAAGCGAAUCUUAUUGAUCUAACAUGACCUUUUUUUACUAAAUUAAUUUCAAUUUCAAAUUUUACAAAUUGAUAAGUUUUCACAAAUUGCCUUUCUUUCGUUUUUUAAUUUCGAAAAUGUUCUGUCUGUUUUUCGAAAUACUCUUUAAGGGAAUUUCAAGAUUUUAGCACAUUAAUUACUUAUAGCAAGUUUUUCAUUGUCUUAGUGAAAAUAUUUUUGUCUGUGACCGAAAAGAUUGUUUAUUGUUUUAUUUAUUUUACUAUUUAAUUUUUCAGGUAUGCGUUUGCUUGCGAACAAUAAUUUUAAGGAAUGAUUGAAUAUUUAAAUGGAUCUUGAGUGAUUUAUAUUUUGUCAAGUAUUUUAAUACCCAAUACUCUGUCUCUCUAUUUACCAGGAUUUAUUAUGAAACAACUAUAUUGUUAUUAUAUUCUUACUGGUAAAUAUAAAUAUAUUUUUUUAAUUCCGAA
Molecule: messenger RNA, 1173 nt
Organism: Leptopilina heterotoma
Lineage: Eukaryota; Metazoa; Arthropoda; Insecta; Hymenoptera; Figitidae
Product: pleckstrin homology domain-containing family J member 1-like
Exons: 2
Coding region: 158-733 (191 amino acids)
Biological process (GO): retrograde transport, endosome to Golgi; receptor recycling; endosome organization
Cellular component (GO): recycling endosome; trans-Golgi network; early endosome
Source: RefSeq, a predicted model, not a curated record